GCAAUGCAGUGCUCCUGUGUUGGUUUUGUAUAUAAGAUUUGCUAUGCAAUUCCAAAACUAAAAGAGGAGGAGAGACGGCCCUGCGUCCCAGAGCAAGCAGAAUCAGAGGUGAAAGGAGAAACUAUGACUUGGAACGACACCACUAUGGACGAGGAAGGGCUGCUGGUGGAAAGGGACUCCUCUUCCUUUCGGAUCCUCACGGGCUGCUUCCUCUCGCUGCUGAUCCUCUCCACGCUGCUGGGGAACACACUGGUCUGCGCAGCUGUCAUUCGCUUUCGCCACCUCAGGUCCAAGGUCACCAACUUCUUUGUCAUCUCCUUGGCCGUGUCAGAUCUCUUAGUGGCGGUUUUGGUCAUGCCUUGGAAAGCUGUGGCCGAGAUCGCCGGUUUCUGGCCUUUUGGUUCAUUUUGCAACAUCUGGGUGGCCUUUGAUAUUAUGUGCUCAACAGCCUCCAUCUUAAACCUCUGUGUCAUUAGCGUGGACAGAUACUGGGCCAUCUCCAGCCCGUUUAGGUACGAGAGGAAGAUGACCCCCAAGGCAGCCUUCAUCAUGAUCAGCGUGGCGUGGACUUUGUCCGUGCUGAUCUCCUUCAUCCCAGUGCAGCUCAACUGGCACAAGGCUACAACCACGAGCUUUUUGGACUUCAACGCCAGCUUAGAAGGUGUAACCAUGGACAACUGUGAUUCUAGCCUAAACAGGAUGUAUGCCAUCUCCUCUUCUCUGAUUAGCUUCUACAUCCCCGUGGCCAUCAUGAUAGUCACCUACACCAGGAUAUACCGGAUUGCUCAGAAGCAAAUCCGGCGCAUCUCGGCUCUGGAGAGAGCAGCAGUGCAUGCCAAGAACUGCCACAACCCGGGUGGCAACAGGAGCAGCAUGGACUGCCAGCAGCCAGAGAGCAACUUCAAAAUGUCCUUCAAGAGGGAAACCAAGGUGUUAAAGACCCUCUCAGUGAUCAUGGGGGUGUUUGUGUGCUGCUGGUUGCCAUUUUUUGUGUUGAACUGCAUGAUUCCCUUCUGCGAGCCCACCCAGCCCUCCAAGGGGGCCGAGGCUUUCUGCAUUAAUUCCACCACCUUUGAUGUUUUUAUAUGGUUUGGAUGGGCCAAUUCUUCCCUGAACCCCAUCAUCUAUGCCUUCAACGCCGAUUUCCGCAAGGCAUUCUCCACCUUGCUGGGCUGCUACAGGCUCUGCCCCCUGGCUGGCAACGCCAUCGAGACCGUCAGCAUCAACAACAACGGGGCCGUGGUCUUCUCCAGCCAGCACGAGCCCAAAGGGUCCAGCCCCAAAGAGUCCAACCUGGUUUAUCUGAUCCCACACUCCAUUAUCUGCCCGGAAGAAGAACCUCUUAAAAAGGAAGACGAGGAGGGUGAACUGUCAAAGACCUUGGAGAAAAUGUCUCCAGCGCUGUCGGGUAUCUUGGAUUACGAAGCUGAUGUUUCUUUGGAAAAGAUCAAUCCCAUUACACAGAAUGGGCAGCAUAAAACCUGA
Messenger RNA from Melozone crissalis (California towhee), 1485 nucleotides. It is a transcript of the gene DRD1, whose product is annotated as dopamine receptor D1. Gene Ontology annotation, cellular component: plasma membrane. NCBI's taxonomy places the organism in Eukaryota, Metazoa, Chordata, Aves, Passeriformes, Passerellidae. Gene Ontology annotation, biological process: adenylate cyclase-activating adrenergic receptor signaling pathway; G protein-coupled dopamine receptor signaling pathway; vasodilation. The record is from RefSeq and is a predicted model, not a curated record. Gene Ontology annotation, molecular function: G protein-coupled receptor activity; dopamine neurotransmitter receptor activity, coupled via Gs.